AUGAAAACCAGAGCUCCGGGAAGCCAUGGAGGAGGAGCACUACAGCAAUUUAAUAAAAAAAAAAAACAAACGUGCCCUAAUUUACUUCUUACUGAACCAAUUCUUACCUUCAUCUUCUUACCUUCGUCUUCUUCCAUCGUCAACGACGACUGCAAGACUCCGUCGAUUUCAGCGUCUUCGGCGCGGCAAGAGGGUGAACUCCGACACACCACUGCCGACGACUCCACCACUGUCGGCGACUCCGGUGGCGACCCCAGCGACGUAAUCAGUGACUUCCACCUUCCAGACAUUGUUCACAAUGAGGAUUUCCACUCAAUCUCUCAAGUUGCUGUUGCAAGCAAUUCAAUAGCAAUUGACAAUGAAGUUGCUGCAAAUGAUGUGUUAGAAGAAGAUGAAAUUGGAGAAGAAGAUGAAAUUAAAGAAGAAGAUGAUGAAGAAUCUUUUGAAGUUCCUUCAACUUUUACUACUAUGGAGGAAACAAAUAUAACUACUGAUAGCAAUUGGAUUGUGUCACAAUUAGCGAGCAAGAAUGAUUUUACACAAGAGUUGGGAAAAGAUUCUUUCAAGGAUAAAGAAGAACUUAUUAGAGCUAUCAAGCUUUAUAGUAUUAAGACACAAAAACAAUUUGAGGUUGUUGAGACACGUCCAACUCUAUGGACCAUAAGAUGCAAGUUGCAUUUACAAUCUGGUUGUAAAUGGCAAGUUCGUGUAAUCAAACGAAAACGAAGUGGAUAUUUUGAAAUUACAAAGUAUACCGGUCCACAUACUUGUUUACAUGAUAAUAUUUCUCAAGACCAUCCAAAUCUAGAUGGAAGCUUGAUAGCCCAGGAAAGCAAACAUCUUAUUAAAGAGCAACCUUCAAUUACUAUUCCUGCUUUGAGAGCCGAAAUAGUCGAUAAAUUAGGUUAUAUUCCUUCAUACAAAAAGAUUCAUGUGGUAAAAGAACGUGAAGGUAUUUGUUUAAUUUCUGAUCGUCAUCUUGGAAUCCUAAAGGCAGUCAAUCAACAUGGAUCGCCAUGGUUAGAGCCACGUGGUUUUCAUAGGUAUUGUUUACGUCAUUUUAUCAACAACUUUUAUGAGAAGUUUUGUAAUUCAGAAUUGAAAGCUCUAGCUUAUCGUGCCGGGAGUCAAAAUCAAAUUCGAAAAUUCAACUCAACCAUGGAAGAAAUUGGGAAGCUAAAUCCACAAGCUAGACAAUGGAUAGAGAGUCAUCCACUUGAUAGAUGGACACUUGCACAUGAUGGUGGGAGGAGAUAUGGGUUGCUCACAACAAAUUUGUCGGAGAUUUUUAAUAGUGUUCUUAAAGGUGCCCGUUUUUUACUAAUCACGGCUUGUGUCCAACUUACUUUUUACAGAUUGGUGCAUUACUUUGAGGUGAGACGCCCUUUAGGAAAUAGUUCACGAGCUAAUGGAGAUGCAUAUACCCCUCAUGUUCUUGUCAAACAAGCAGCUUUGAUGUCAAAAGCAAGUAUGGUGGUUAUCGAAUCAAAGUUAUUUGGAAUGUUUCUUAUUUUCUUUUGUCUUUUGUAA
This is a messenger RNA of Lactuca virosa, 1530 nucleotides long. NCBI's taxonomy places the organism in Eukaryota, Viridiplantae, Streptophyta, Magnoliopsida, Asterales, Asteraceae. The record is from the annotation of a GenBank genome assembly.